AUGGUCCUCCAAUCCCUCAAGUCUCGCAUCUUUGACGACGCAUCCAAGUACACCACCAAAUGGCUCCGCGAGUUACCCUACGUCAUUUGGGGCCUUCGCACCCAAAAGAGUCCGGCCACCGGCUACACCCCAUUCUUUCUCGUCUACGGCUCAGGGGCUGUACUACGAAUAGAUGUAGCCUUUGGUGCCCCACAGAUUCAAUACUACAAGGAAAGGGAAGCAAAAAAGAGUCGGCAGGUUGACAUCGAUAGCCGGGAAGAGCAUCCUGUGGCGGCCCUCAUCCAGCAUGUGCAGCACGAGCUGCAGAUUCAACGUUACCACGAUAGGAAUGUCCUGGAAUGCUCAUUCAACUUUGGCAACCUAAUGCUCCGCUGGAUCCAGUCCACCAAGGACAUGCACAAGUUGUUAGUCCCAAGGGAGGAGUCCUUCAUCGUUAAAGAAGUCAUCCAGCCUGGCACUUACCGGCUGCAGUCGGCGGACGGCUCAGGCAUCCCUAACCCGUGGAACAUUCAACACCUGCGACGCUUAUACCCUUAG
Messenger RNA from Setaria italica (foxtail millet), 537 nucleotides. RefSeq lists its product as uncharacterized. The coding region runs from base 1 to 537 and encodes 178 amino acids. Gene Ontology annotation, molecular function: nucleic acid binding. The transcript has a single exon. NCBI's taxonomy places the organism in Eukaryota, Viridiplantae, Streptophyta, Magnoliopsida, Poales, Poaceae. The record is from RefSeq and is a predicted model, not a curated record.